AUGAAAGCUUCUGGUCCAGUGAUCCCCGUCAUCCUGGGUUUAUCCUUGCUCGGAGCUAGUGGAGCCUAUCUGUACAUGUUGUUUAAAAAAAGACGUUCCAGUUCAUCGGGAGAUGUGGUGGAUUUCUUUACUGGAAAAUCUGCCAAACAGGAUCCGGUGACAACGGAAUUAAUCAUAUCCAACAGUCUUAUUCCGUUGGUAGUUGGCCGCAAAGGUUACACGUUAAAACACAUCCAGCAAAGCACCGGAGCCGUGAUUAGUUUCAGUGAUCACGAUGAGGCCAAACAGCUGUGCUGCAUACAGGGACCAUCGGCAGCUGUCGUCGAAAAGGCUAAAGAAAUGAUACUGAAAGAAACGGCCCGACCGCUUACGAUUACGGAGGAAGUGAUCGUACCGCAGGCAGCGUGUGGCAAAAUACUUGGCCGCUGUGGAGACGAGCUGCAAGAAAUAUGCCGUAAAUCGAUGGCCAAAGUAUGGCUUGAAGGUCGCGCAAGGAGUGAAUCUGAACGACGCGUGAUGAUAACCGGCACGGAAUCUCAGAUAAAGGUGGCAAAGGAACUGAUUGCACAAAAGGUAAAUGAAGAUUGUGAAAGCAGAAAGUCGCUGCUUGAUGCAACACUUCAGUCACGGGAGCCUCGUAUAAGGACACCUCCAACAAGCUCUGCCCCAACGCCAACACCGAAUGAUGGAGGAAUAAAAGCGCUCGCAUCUUCUUUGAAAACGGCAAACUUGGUCAGUAAACCAAGUUCUGCCAAUUUUGGCAUCGGUCAGAUGGAAAUAUUCGUAUCGACCAUUGUUUCGCCGAGUAAGUUUUAUGUGCAGUUGGUCGGUCCCCAAUCGUUGGAGUUGGAUUUACUCGUGCAAAAUAUGACUAUGUAUUACAAUCAGCCCCAGAAUCGUGAGCUUCACAAGCAGAACAAACUUUCGCUAGGCCAGAUUGUAGCUGCCGAGUUCAAUGCCGAUAAUAAGUGGUACCGUGCGGAAAUAAGUGCUUGCUUGCCGAACGAAUACAAACGCGGCGAAUUAGUUCUCGAUCUGUUCUUUGUCGAUUAUGGAGACAAUCAAUAUACGAACCCAAAAGAGGUGUAUGAGUUAAAUCCUGAGUUUCUGGCGCCACGAUUCCAAGCGAUAGAAUGUUUCCUGGCAAAGGUGGAACCGGCACAACAGUCCGACCCAAGGUCUUCAUCGUCCGUUGGCGACGAAGACGAUUGGGAUCCGAUGGCUGUCAGUAGAUUCGAAGAGCUAACGCACGUGGCUCAAUGGAAAAAGAUUGUUUCAAAGAUUGUCACAUACCGCAACAGCAAGAGUCCUCUGCAUGGGCGCGAAUCAUCACCCAUUCCGGGCCUGGAACUGUACGACAUAGCGCCCAAUGGGACGGAUCUCAUCAACAUAGGACAGGAGCUGAUUGCGGAAGGAUUGGCGCGUCAUUCAACUUACGACAAAAUGGAUGAACUAUCGCGAAGUCAACUAUUUCAGAUGGGAUUAACGAAUGGUUCACCCGCUGGCGGCAGUUCGUCUCAGUCAUCAAGUAUUGACAAGGUAGACGAUACGAGUAUAUCGAGCAGUACGUCCACCUCAACGGUGGUAUCCUCCGGGAAACAUAUACAUGAAGUCAGCAAAAACGAACAACAGGAACACGUACAAUACAGAAGUUUGGCGAAUGGAACGCAUUAA
Anopheles marshallii is the source of this 1674-nucleotide messenger RNA. RefSeq names its product tudor and KH domain-containing protein homolog (gene papi). NCBI's taxonomy places the organism in Eukaryota, Metazoa, Arthropoda, Insecta, Diptera, Culicidae. The transcript is spliced from 2 exons. Gene Ontology annotation, molecular function: RNA binding. The record is from RefSeq and is a predicted model, not a curated record. The coding region runs from base 1 to 1674 and encodes 557 amino acids. Gene Ontology annotation, biological process: spermatogenesis.